Molecule: messenger RNA, 1352 nt
Organism: Phragmites australis (common reed)
Lineage: Eukaryota; Viridiplantae; Streptophyta; Magnoliopsida; Poales; Poaceae
Product: eukaryotic translation initiation factor 3 subunit I-like
Exons: 8
Coding region: 118-1098 (326 amino acids)
Biological process (GO): cytoplasmic translational initiation
Cellular component (GO): eukaryotic translation initiation factor 3 complex, eIF3m; cytoplasm
Molecular function (GO): protein binding; RNA binding; translation initiation factor activity
Source: RefSeq, a predicted model, not a curated record
CCGCACAAACCCCUUGUCCGCACACGAGCUAGGGUUUCCGCCGCCGCCACCCUCCCCAUCCAGAUCCUUCUCCUCCACCUCCGGCGCCGCCGCCGCCUCCCCUCCUCGCUUUCGACCAUGAGGCCGAUCCUGAUGAAGGGCCACGAGCGCCCGCUCACGUUCCUCCGCUACAACCGCGACGGCGACCUCCUCUUCUCCUGCGCCAAGGACCACACCCCGACCGUCUGGUACGCCGACAACGGCGACCGCCUCGGCACCUACCGCGGACACAACGGCGCCGUCUGGUCAUGCGACGUCUCCCGCGACUCCGGCCUCCUCAUCACGGGCUCCGCCGACCAGACCGCCAAGCUCUGGGAGGUGCGGACCGGUCGGGAGCUCUUCAGCUUCCGGUUUGACGCGCCCGCGAGGUCUGUCGAGUUCGCCAUCGGGGACGCGCUCGCCGUUGUCACCACCGACAGCUUCAUGGACCACGUGCCCACCGUGCAGAUCAAGCGCAUCGCCGAGGACAUCGAGGACCAGACGGAGGAGUCGGCGCUCGUCAUCACCGGCAUCAAGGGGAGGAUCAACAGGGCCGUUUGGGGGCCUCUGAACAGUACCAUCAUCACCGCCGGCGAGGACGCCACCAUUCGCAUCUGGGAUUCGGAGACCGGAAAACUGCUGAAAGAGUCAGAUAAGGAAUCUGGACAUCAGAAGACAAUUUCAUCACUGUCAAAAUCCUCAGAUUGGUCUCAUUUCAUUACAGGCUCCUUGGAUAAAUCUGCCAAGCUAUGGGAUUCAAGAACGCUUACCCUGAUCAAGACAUAUGUCACGGAGCGACCUGUUAAUGCUGUUGACAUCUCUCCUGCUCAUGACACUGUGGUUCUAGGAGGUGGUCAGGAUGCGAUGAAUGUGACUAUGACGGACCGCCGUGCUGGUAAAUUUGAGGCUAAAUUCUAUCACAAGAUUUUGCAAGGGGAAAUUGGUGGCGUUAAAGGACACUUUGGACCAAUUAAUGCAUUGGCAUUUAAUCCCGAUGGGCGGAGCUUUUCGAGUGGUGGCGAAGAUGGAUAUGUAAGGCUGCACCAUUUUGAUUCCGACUACUUCAACAUCAAGAUUUAGAUAAAGGACAUUACAAACUAAUCCGAGGGUCGCAUUUGAGAGACCCAACAGCCAUAAGAGGUUUUUUUGGGUUCAGUUGUUGCUGGUUGGUCGUGACGCUUGCUUGGAGAGUUGGCUCAGAUCUUUAGCUGCUGCUGGUGUUUUGCUUGUUAGACGUUUUUGUUGCACUGAACAACCAGCUCUUCCUAGAUGCUUGAGAUAUUUGUACACUUGGCAAUGAAAAGAUCCUUGGAUUGCAAUCUUAGUUUUUCUCA